Molecule: messenger RNA, 7311 nt
Organism: Misgurnus anguillicaudatus (oriental weatherfish)
Lineage: Eukaryota; Metazoa; Chordata; Actinopteri; Cypriniformes; Cobitidae
Product: ankyrin repeat domain-containing protein 12
Cellular component (GO): nucleoplasm
Molecular function (GO): protein binding
Source: RefSeq, a predicted model, not a curated record
UUUUGCUCGAGCUUUUCUUAGACACGAACUGACGGCGAUGUUUUCAAAACCAGUACCGAGAGACGUCACACAGCCGUAGGGUUAAUGUUCCGUUUUUACCCGCCGACACGCACAUUUCAUUUACGUAAACAUUAUCGAUAUUCGGUCCUCUGUUCGUGAGUGAAUGACGACGAGGAAGUCGAAGAGCUUUGCAACGUCCCAUGAUGAAAUCUGCAAGCCGUAGCUGUCACAGCUAGUCAGAAGAUGCACCAUGGCCAAACCGGGAUCAGACCGCGAUGGAGCCAUGGUGGAGAAGACGGCGGGGAAGAAGAGUAAAGAGAAAAUCUCUCCUUUUGUCAAAACUCCGAAGCUGGAUCGGAGUGAAAUCCUGGGGAAAGAGGGGAAGUCAAAGUCUUCCAUGAAACGGAAGCUAUCCUUCACCGUCAGUCCACAGAGGAACGAGGAGCGAGACUCUGACACGGAUGACUCUGACCCCGGGCAGUCGAGUGAUGCGUGGGGAGAAAGAUUACUUCCUACCUGCAGGAUAUAUGCAGACAAAGAUGGUCCGGAUAAGAAGAAAGUUAAGAAGGAGUCGUGCACUAAGAAAUCUACCCCUGUGAAUAUUUUGUUCGGUUACCCUUUGUCGGAGCGUAAGCAGAUGGCUCUUCUGAUGCAAAUGACAGCGAGAGACAACAGUCCAGAUACUACGCCGAGCCACCCUUCUCAAACUCCAACAAUGCAGAAGAAGAUAACUAGCAGCUCGUCCACGCGGCAGAAGGACAAAGUCAACAAGAGGAAUGAGAGGGGGGAGACGCCCCUACAUAUGGCUGCCAUCAGGGGCGAUGUCAAACAGGUGAAGGAGCUCAUCGGCCUUGGAGCGGAUGUUAAUGUCAAAGAUUUUGCAGGUUGGACACCACUCCAUGAAGCAUGUAACCUUGGUUACUAUGAUGUAGCGAAGGUUCUGAUUGGUGCAGGAGCAGAAGUGAACACGCAGGGAUUGGACGACGACACGCCGCUUCAUGAUGCCUCCAGCAGUGGACACAAAGAUAUUGUGAAGCUGCUUUUGCGUCAUGGUGGCAACGCCUUCCAGCUCAACAAGAGAGGAGAGAGACCCGUUGAUGUGGCUGAUUCUCAGGAACUUGAGCAGUUACUAAAGGGAGAGAUCCCACUUUCAGACGUAGAGGAGAGUUCUUCAGACUCAGAGGACCCACCUUCAGUUAAUCCAUCCAGUGUAGACGAGAACAUGGAGUACUCUGAUGCUGAGAAGGACUCCACCACAGUGAAGGCGUCAUCGUCCAUGUCAGGACUGGACGAAUAUGAAUUUAAAGAUGAGGAAGAGGAGGAGGAUCUCAGUAAGGCACUUAACGAAAGACACCUCUUAAGAAGAGAGCUACGGCAAAAGGAGAAAGAAGAGAAGGAAAGGAACCACUAUGCUUCCAAACAGGGCAGCAAAAGCGAGCAGCUGGCUUGCAAAACUAAGAAAACUAAAGCAUCGCGUGUGUACUGCACUUCGGAUAGUUCAAGCGAUGAAGCUGAGGUGCCGUCGGAAAGAAGAAGCUCCCCGACGAGGUCGGUCAGUGUGGAUAGUCAUAAAACGGAGAGUAAAUCAAAAAAAGAAAGCCUCAAUCUCACUCCAUCUGAGCAGAAAGAAAAGUGUAAACAGAAGAAAAAGAACAAGAGCCAAAGCAAAAACAAAGAGAACCAGGAAGUUCGAGAGGAAGUGAAAGAGAACGGCAAAUCUCUUCUGUUUUCUGCAGCGACUGUGUCUGAUAAUUCUGACAAGACCGUCAGAGAAGAGGACUCCUUCAAAAUGUCGUUCAGCGCAAAAGAUGACACCUCUGUCCACCUAUUUCACCUAUCUGUGGUCAAGUCCCCAAAGCUGAACCACAGCCAAACUGACAAGCAAACAACCCCACUGAAACAGGAAAACACUAAGACCUGUGUUUCGAUUGGAGAUGGAUCCUGCCCAGGUGAAAACGUCAAAUACAAUCACUACAUCGAGUCAGACUUCUGCACAGAAGGCUCUAGCAGUAAAAGUUGCAAACACAAGGAGAAAAGCAAGCAUCACCAUAAGGAGCUCAGCUUGGAAGAUGACGGCAGCUCUAGUCCAUUCAAAGACAGUAGUUUAAGCAACAGUAUGGACAGUUCUGAGGGUGUCUUCAGGAAGACGGACAAAGAUGGCAAAGUUGUUAAGAAGCACAAGCUAAAACACAAGGAGAAAGACAAAUACAGGAAGGAAUACGAGGCUGAGAGAAACCGUCACCGGCAAAAAGAGGCACGCAAGGACGGGCAUAGGAAUAUGGAGUUUGACCGGGAGUUUUGGAAGGAGAACUUUUUCAAAAGCGAUGAGAAUGAGGAGAUCACAGGUAAAGGCGAGGUGCUCCAUGGCGGAUCUCCUCUGAAAUCUUCAGAAUCGUCACCUGCUAAAGAGGAAAAAGGGGUGUCAAGGGACAAAUAUUCAAGCAGUAGUAGCAGCAAGGACAGGAGGCCAAAAGAGGAGAGGGAAAAGGACAAGCCUAUAAAAAAAGAGAAAAGAGAGAUGGGCUCCAAAGAUGAGCGAGGAAGAGAUGAACUCGAUGACCGGACUGAGGGUUCACUGCACAUUUCAGGAGUUAAAGAAGAAGCGGAUGACAAACCAAUCACUGGUAAUUCAGCAGACCUAGAUCAACUGGAGUCUGCAGAGAAAAUCCCUCGAGAGAAAAACGAUAAGCGACUGCCAACAAAAGAUCGGGAGUCUGAAAAGUCUGAGAAAAAGCAUGCAGAUAAAGAUAAGAAAGUGAAAUCUGAGCACUUAGCUGACAAGUCGGAAAUGCACAUCUCCACAGAUCGAUGGAAAGAAAAGGAGAAACUAACAAGCACUUCACAUUCACCCAAUGAUAAGAGCCAUAAUAAAGAGAUUGAAAAACUCAAAGCGAUGUCUGCAAUGAAAAAGCAUGAAGAAAACAAGAAGAAUAAAGACAAGCUUGACAAAAGAGCAGAGAAAGAUCAUUCUUCUGGUGACCACAGAGACAAAGAUAAAACCAAUUCGGAAAAGAAAGUGAAGACCACUGAUCAUGGCAAAUCUGACCGCACUAAAGAAAAGGAACGAGAGAAAGACUCCGAUAAGAGGAAAAAAGAAAAAUCUAAAGAAACCACCCCAUCUUCCUCAUCCUACUCCAAUCUUAAGUUGUUACUAGAGGAGAAGAAAGGCUAUAUUUGUGAAAACAAUAAGAUUGCCUCGUCUAAAUCAAAGGAAGAGGGUACAAAGGCUACGGAGAAAGACAGGGAUAGACGAGAGAGGGACCGGGAUUCGGAAAGACAUCGAGACCGCGAGCGAGAUCGACACAAGGAAAAGGACAAAGAUAAAGACCGAUCGCAGCUGAAUAGAGAUGGCAAAAUAAGCAAGACGAAACCAAGUGAAGCCGAAUUCAAAUCUAAGGUUGCACCAAGUCCAAAGGAUGCUCGUCCAAAAGAAAAGAGGUUGGUAAAUGAUGACCUCAUGCAGACCAGCUUCGAACGCAUGCUCAGUCUCAAAGACCGGGAAAUUGAACAGUGGCACAGAAAGCACUUAGAAAAAAUCAAGCAGAAGGAACGAGAACGACUAAAGCAGCGCCCGGGAAUCGAUCUGGGGAAGCAGAAAAGCAAAGACAAAGCCAACACAAAAACAUCCACUUCGUCCGGUGAACCUUGUUUAACGAAGGAAUUGAUGCGCUCCAAGAGCUCCGAGGUUUCAGAUGGACACCGCGAAAAAAGCUUGAAAGAUGCCACUAGUGCAAGAACGCUCUCGCUAGAUGCGAAACAUCUCCCUUCUUCUGGGAAGAACGGACCCUUAUUAGAAAACAGUCUUAGCCGAUCUCCAAGACCAGAGAGUGAAAAGUCUGGUCUUAUGUCAAGAUCAAUAUCCAUGAUCUCUGUGGCAAGUUCAGAAGAUUCUUGUCAUGCCACCAUACUAACACCCAGACCAACUGAAUAUGAUUCGGACCACAAUGUGGAACCUUCAGAUUCCCAGACACCUUUGCUGCAGUCACCUACGGUUCAUGACAAGGAUACCGUCAGUCUUCCGGAUACGGCUCUCUCCAAUCGUACGCCGUUACCAAACAGGCAUGCAUCACCAUGCUUAAGGGCUAUUCUGGAUGAAGAAGCCAAGGCUCUGCCAGUUGAAAUUAAACUGAAUGAAGACCCACAGAGAAUUGGCGUUGCGUUACACCCAAGCAAUGAACAAGCUGCUGAGAUUAGCGCAGCCCCUGUCCUAGAGACUUGCAGUAGUCAAAGCUCCACUGUUGUGUCGGAUGGUUUAAAUCAAAAUUGUAAUGAUGGUGAAGGCAUUACUCUUGUUUGUCAAGUUCAACCUUCGUCAUAUGUGCACGAGUCUACUACUAAAGACCUUAGUAGCCAACUGGCUAACAAUGUGUCUUGCAACCCUGGUAGUCAAAAAGAGCACUUAAGUCUGGGUCAGCUUGAAGUCCCUGGUGCAGCAAUGCCAGAGGGUUCUUUAUUAGAUAUUGUUUCCCAAAGUGCGUCAUGUCAGCCUUUACAGACACAAAAAUCAUCUGACAACCAUGCACCUGUGCAUUCUGGAAGCCACCAAUGGGAAACUGCCCCCAAUUCUAGUAGUGAGCAGACUUUAAGAGAAGACUCUACGGAGCAAAAAGAGAAAACCUCAGUUGAUGCCGAAAACAAAAUCGACAAGAGUGGGGAAAUCAUUAACCCCACAGAAAGCAACCAAAAUUCAUCUGUUGUUUCAUGUAGUGCUGAGAAUAUUAAACCAAUGUUGAAAACAGCCAAUGUCCAAGAAGAUACGGUCAAGGGCACAAGUGUGCAGGAAGAAUGUACAUCCAGGUUCUCCACAGACCCACUGAGUUCAAUUGAUGCUCAACCAGAGAAACACGAGCCGGAGUCUGUGACAAAUACGUCUCACUCCACUAGUCCAGAAAGGGUCCCUGAGGAGCCGAUGGAGUUGUCUGAAGAGGUUUCAGACAAGAACCGAAUUGCAGAGACAAAUGGUGCCAAAAUCUCAUCCUCAGAAGAAGGUGUGAAAUCUUGCUCUCUAUCCGAAACUAAAACCGUUGUAGACCGAUCAGACCAGCUUGCUGUCGAGGACAAGCCUCCAAAAUCGGACCUUCCAGCUAAUGAAGAACCAACUGAGAACAGUGCACAAAUCCAGCACAAUGCUCAACCAGAGUCGUCCAGCGGAGGAACCUCAGGAAGCUCCUCUCCAUCGUCCGUCACGGAGAGAGAUUCCGACACAUCUGGGGCCAGGUCCAAAGUCCGGCUCUCAGAUGAAGACGUUGACAUGCAGGCAACCCAUCCGAGGAAACGAAAGAUGUCUAGGGUUUCUCCCACAGCACAAUCUAGCCUUACGGCUCAGCAGGUCAGAGAGAAGACCCAGCAGUCUUUAGCUGCGAUUGUAGACGCACUGAAACUCGAAGAGAUCCAGCCUUACCAGACGGAGCGAGCAAAUCCAUAUUAUGAGUACUUGCACAUUCGUAAGAAGAUCGAGGAGAAGAGGAAAGUACUUUGUAGUGUCAUUCCUCAAGCUCCCCAGUACUAUGACGAGUAUGUGACUUUCAAUGGAUCCUACCUGCUGGAUGGAAACCCACUCAGCAAGCUUUGCAUCCCAACAAUAACGCCACCUCCUUCACUACCUGAACCACUGAAGGAGAUGUUCAAACAGCAAGAGAUGGUCCGGAUGAAACUAAGACUGCAGCACAGCAUUGAGAGGGAAAAGCUGAUUGUAUCAAACGAGCAGGAGGUUUUGAGAGUUCAUUUCCGUGCUGCAAGAACACUAGCCAAUCAGACGCUUCCAUUUAGUGCCUGCACAGUUCUGCUGGAUGCUGAAGUAUACAACAUGCCCCAAGAAGUCCAGGGGGACGAUGGGAAGACCUCUGUUAGAGAUCGCUUCAAUGCAAGACAGUUUAUGUCUUGGCUUCAGGAUGUGGAUGACAAGUUUGACAAGUUAAAGACGUGUCUCUUGAUGCGUCAGCAGCAUGAAGCGGCGGCGUUAAAUGCGGUUCAGCGUCUGGAGUGGCAGCUAAAACUGCAGGAACUGGAUCCCGCUACUUACAAGUCCACCAGCAUAUUCGAGAUUCCCGAAUUCUACAUCCCACUCGUGGAAGUCAACGAUGACUUUGACCUGACACCGAUAUGACACCACGGUGACCGGCCCGAUACGAAGAUGACAGUGAUGAUGUCAAGAAAAUAGCAAAGCACUUGAUUCGGCGGGGUUCAGUUGGUGUGUCUGUAUGCGUGCAUGUACAGUAUGUUGUGUCACAAACGUACCGUAUUUCCAGAGCUAUAAAAACAAAUACAGCAAGCCGCUUGUAGUCCAUCACAGCGCUGCACAUCAAGGCUAUCGUCUUGGUUCGGUCCGUGUUUUCUGUUCCAGUUCUGGUUAGGCCGCAUGCACGCUCUCCAUAUGGGCGCCAGAUUGGCACUUACAAACUGCGAGCGUAAAUAAAAUGCACUUAAGCUUGUGGUCCACCAUCCAAACAGUCGACCGAGGGUCGGCGCAGAGGAGUAAUGAAAAACCAGCCUUGAGAAGGUAAAGACCACCGUCGGAAAGAACGAAUUCUCCGUUAAAGAAGGAGAUCUCGAUCCGACAUGUUUCUACAGCGAGUGUUUAUAGAUUAUGUAUAGAUUGUGCUCCUCAUUUUUUAACUUAUUUUAUACAUACUGAUUUGUAAAUAGCCAUGUAAUUAUUGUUUUUAACUUGUAAAAAAAAUGAAAAGGAAACUGAGAGGAAAGAAACGUUAAAGUAAUAAAUAUUUUGAUUGUUUUGUCUAAUGUUCAAUGGACCAAAGUUGUUUUUACAUUGCAGUUCUUUGUUGUUGUGUUUGUUGAUGUUUGCUUAACUCUAAGCAUGUGUUUUUGAAUUACCUUUUCGUUCGGUUUAUUUUCGUUUCAUAUUUUACUGCUCUUUUUCCCUUUGACAUUCAUCAAAGCUGGUGUUUCCUGACUUGUGGUUUCUAUAAUGUGCAUGCUUUCACAGGUUUGUCUCUCUCUCUUUCUGAACAGUUGUACCGUGGUGAGGUUUACUGAAGUGGUCCUGGUUUCUUUCUGCCAUUGUUGUGUCUAUUAGUAACAUCCAUUUCUUGUGUGUUGUCCCUUGUGUCUUGCGCAUAUUUAAAAAAAAAAAAAGAGGAAAAGUUUGUUGUGGUUUCUCCAUAGGACAAACAAUGCCCUUACUUUUACAGUUUUAAUGUGAGAUCACAGCAAAACCUAUUUUUUACAGACGUAAUGCCUUUUGAACGAUGGUUCUAAAAAUAUGUCUAUUUUAAUAUUUACUUGUUACAUGAGGAUGUACAUAUUUGUAAUAUAUAAUUGAAUAAAUUUUAUUUGUUGUGAAAUCAAACA